AUGGGACCGAUUCGGAGAUACCUGCGUGUCAGCAAAUACACCGUCCUUGAAUGCCGAAUAUACCUAGAAAACCCAUCGGACUCGCGAUGGCUACUGGACUCUCAUGAGGCUACACUCAAACGGGUCAUUGAAAGUAUCCGACCUCUCGUGCAGCCCAAGCUACGCGAGGAGAAAGAACGGAUCAAGGCCAAGAAGAAGAGCAAACCCGUGAAAGACGUCCUUGUUGAAGGUCAGUCAAGAAAUGAUGCCAUUGUUUCGAAUACCGACGGGAGCUAUUCCGUUAUUAACAAUGGACUUUUAGAUGAUUUUGAAGUUUCUAUAUUCCUGCGAGAAAGCGGAAGUCGACAUUCCCUGCUCACACGGCAAAAAGUUUUCAGAGACGACAAAGGCCGGAUCACAAGCAAUUCCAAAAAAAUGACAGGUGGGACGGAUGACUCACCGAUUGAAAUAUCAGAACAGAAUAUAGGCGAGACGAGGAUACUAGUGGAGAGCGAUGAUGACGAAGAGAUGCCUUUUGCAAACGAUGAAGCGCCAGAGAACAAUAAGAACAAGAAGGAUAAUAAUGCUGCUAAUGAAAAUAUGCAGGACACCGCUGAGGUGGCGAAUGAGGCCGCCGAAGACAAGAAGAAGCUAGGCCUUACUACCACGUAUGAUGGAUUUGGAAUAUGGGGAUGGGUCCUGUGUCUAAUCAUUAAACGCAAGAAGCCGAUGGAAUCUUCCAAAAAGACGAACGAUGGGGAGACCGGACAGGCUCUGAUGGAGGAGUGGAUUUGCACUCAAGCACCACAAGAAUACGACGAAUAG
Molecule: messenger RNA, 804 nt
Organism: Trichophyton benhamiae CBS 112371
Lineage: Eukaryota; Fungi; Ascomycota; Eurotiomycetes; Onygenales; Arthrodermataceae
Exons: 1
Coding region: 1-804 (267 amino acids)
Source: RefSeq, a predicted model, not a curated record